CGAACGAGGCAGUUAGCGCGCGUCCUGCCCCGGCGUGACAGUUGCUUCUCUCGUCCGAUCGCCGUCGUGUCGCGGUGGUGGUCUGUCGCCCGUUCCACAUUUUAAUAUAAUAUUUUGCAUUGCGCGAUCUAUGUAAUUAUUGCGACGACAAUCUGCGAUCGCUUAAUCGCACAGCAUAUUGAGCACUUCGAUUGAUCCGAACGACAGACAAUAAGUUUUUCACGGCCGUCGCGAGAUUUUUUCGAUUCUGUUUUUACAAACCGUUCGACAUUUACACUCGAUGACGGUGGUUUACGGCUUUUAGAAAUCGAAUCCGACGCGUAUCUGCGUAAUAAAAAAACAUUUUUACUAUAAUACCGUUCGUCGGUCUGGUUUUUUAUACUCAGAGGACGUCAACAAACGGAUUAUCUUUCAACACUCGGGUGCUGAGACCCCAAAACAAUCAUGAUUAAAGUGGAUGAAUCAGAUCCAGUAGGAGAACUAGAACCUAGCUUUCCUUUCAAAGAUAUUACAAUUCGUAGAGGGGUAGAUAUGAAAGAACACUAUGAGCUACAAUCUGAAAUUGGACGAGGGAAGUUUGGUACGGUGUUCAAAUGUCGAGAAAAGGCUACGAGUCUUAUGUUGGCUGCUAAAUUUGUCGGUAUUGUUCAUAAACAAGAUCGUCGAAAUGUGGAAAGAGAAGUAGAAAUAAUGUGUGAACUUCAACAUCCCAGACUGAUACAACUCUACGAUGCUUUUGAAGCAAAUAAUGCAAUGUGCUUCAUUUUAGAAUUAGUCGAGGGAGGUGAAUUAUUCGAGCGAGUAAUUGGUGAUGAUUUUGUAUUGACCGAAAAAGCUGUAACGAUAUUCAUGCGACAGAUUUGUGAGGGAGUUCAAUUUAUUCACUCUAAAAAUAUACUCCAUCUUGACCUUAAGCCAGAAAACAUAUUGUGUUUAACUAAAACUGGAAAUCGUAUAAAAAUCAUUGAUUUCGGUUUGGCCAGAAAAUUCAAUCCAGAAAAUAAACUUCAAGUGUUAUUUGGCACACCAGAAUUUGUAGCGCCAGAGGUAGUAAAUUUCGAUGCUAUUGGAUUCGGAACAGACAUGUGGUCUGUAGGGGUAAUAUGUUAUGUCUUGUUAUCGGGUCUGUCGCCUUUUAUGGGAGAAACCGACGUGGAAACUAUGUCCAACGUAACAAUCGCUCAAUAUGAUUUUGAUGAUGAAGCAUUCGAUUCCAUAUCUAACGACGCAAAGGAUUUCAUCAAAAAGCUUCUUGUCAAAGAUCACAAGAGCCGUCUGACUGCCACCGAGUGUUUAUCGCACCAAUGGAUGCAAAAGAAAAAACCGAAGAAAAUGGUACGAAAAAGUUCAAGCAAAAAAUUAGUAAAACAAAUCGAAGAGAAAACGAAACAGGCGCCGGUGGUGGUGGAGACUACAACAUGCACCGGUCAAGACGCAUUACUUUUGCCACUGGAUGCGAGCAAAGAGAACUUGAAAGAGUUGUGCAGCAAGUCACGUAGCCAAUCGCCGUUGGAGAUAGCUUCCAUAUCGCCGUCUUUGGCACAGCUCAGAAUUCUGCAAAAGGACAGUAAACCUUCAAAGACGUCCGGAAACGACAAAGACAGCAUGUCAAUACCCACCGAAACCACCACUGGCGAAUCUAGGGUGAUGGCGGCCGGUACGCUAAACACAGCCGCCACGACUUCCAGCUUACCACAACACACAACCGCCACGACUUCCAGCGUACCACAACACACAGCCGCCACGACUUCCAGCGUACCACAACACACAACCGUUACGACUUCUGUCGUACCCCAACACACGGGCAUCACGACUUCCGGUAUACCGCAACAUACGGCCGCCACAAUUUCCAGCGUACCGCAACACACGGCCACUACGAGUUCCAGCGUACCACAACACACAGCCGCUACGGUUUCUACCGUACCGCAACACACGGCCACCAAGACUCCCGGCAUACCACAACACACAGCCGCUACGACUGCAGUCGUACCGCAACACACAGCCACCACGACUUUCAGCAUACCGCAACACACGUCCGGUACGUCUUUUAGAGCGGCCGUCGACACAACACCGGCGGUGGAUAUCGUGAAGGGUGUUGCGGACCGGCAACAGCUGUCAACGACCACCUGGUCUCAUUCUCAUACGACUUUUCGAACGCAGACGAACAAUGCAAACUGCAGCAACAAUUACCGUCGUGCGUCGGACGUAUCGUACACGUUUUCGAACUUCCGGACGUCAUCGGCGGCUGCAGCGUCGUCCAAUUUCCUGGGACAGGAGCUGCGAGACCUGCAGACAAUGAUGUUGGGAGACCGGUCGGAAGCACUGCAGCAGGACAGCAACGUGGGCGGUUCCGGGAGCAGCCUGCACAAGCUGCUGCUUAACCGGCAGCACCUGACUGCGGCCGUCACGGACCGGAAGCCCAAGUUCAAGUUCUCGUCAAUGAACCGCGACGUGCCGGCCGGGUCCCCGCCGCCCGUCAGCAACCUGUUGUACUACAUGACCGCGGCUGCGGCGGCGUCUUCGUCGUCGUCGUCGUCGUCAUGUCGGUCGGCGCCUCACAGCAAGCGCGCAUCCCCCGAACACGAGUCGACCUCCGCCAGAGAGAUGUUACUCAAAUUGUUCUACGGCGGCAGCGACACCGUGGCCGAACCCAAUUUGUCCACUUGAUAUACGCAUCGCCCCACGAUGGCACCCCGUGCAAGUAAAUAUUAUAUAUAUAUAUAACACGUAUUUAUAUACGCUAUGUAUAUAUAUAUAUUACACAAACGUAAAUGCAUACAUGUGUGAGUGUAUGAUUCAUUAU
Molecule: messenger RNA, 2803 nt
Organism: Myzus persicae (green peach aphid)
Lineage: Eukaryota; Metazoa; Arthropoda; Insecta; Hemiptera; Aphididae
Product: caM kinase-like vesicle-associated protein
Exons: 8
Coding region: 445-2667 (740 amino acids)
Biological process (GO): positive regulation of apoptotic process; intracellular signal transduction; protein phosphorylation
Cellular component (GO): nucleus
Molecular function (GO): protein serine/threonine kinase activity; ATP binding
Source: RefSeq, a predicted model, not a curated record